GGUACGUUGACACUGGAAUACUUCUACCAUGCAUAGUGGACUUCUCAUUCUUCGAGCUUCAACCACUUACUCUAAAGAUUAAAUUUUUUGACAAUUAUUUUCUGUAUCUACUUGAACUACAACUCAGUUUUGACGUUUUCAAUGCAUUUGGAUUCGUGAACUUUCACUUCUUCCAGGAACACUCUCAGGUUUUCUCAACCUUUUUGUCCAUUUUCAACUCUUGUUUAAGUCUUGGACUUUUUUAUUUUUAUUUUAAUGCUUUGAUUUGAAAGAUUAGUUGAAUUUGUUGAAUGCUGAAAAUCUGAUCUGGGAUUUUGAUAUAAUGAUUGGAGAAGUGGAAGGGUUGGGAUUUUUCUUUAAACAAAUUGUUGAAGGAGCUUAAUUUGGAUCUUUAAGAGUGAUUAAAGAAUUGGUUUGACUUUACUUUUAUCUAUAUAACAAUUUUUUUAUUUUAAUAGUGUAUCUGAAGAGGACUUUUGUUUCAAAAGAAAUAUUUUGUUUAAGUAAAUUUGUAACUGUAAAAUUAGUUAUUGGGAUUGUCUUAUUGUGGGGGCUUUUGUUCUGGCUUCUUUGUCUUGAAACUUGCUUGGCUUCAUGUAUAUGUUUCUGGGUUCAUUGAACAGUUCACAUACAAGAAAAAAAAAAUUUGGGGGUGAAAAGUACCAAUAAUGGCUAUAUGCAUGAUUUUGAUUAUGGGGCUAUUCUGAAAAUUAAAUUCUUUGUUUCAAUCAUGCCUUUGUUUGAGCUUUAUCGCAUAAGUAAACAGAAGCUUGAUUCAUCAAAGCAGGACAAGAACCCUACAUCAACCGAUUUGUCUUAUGAAUUAAAUGCAGACCUGAGAAUGACAUUCUUGAACUAGUAUGGGAGAAUGGCCAGAUUUUAAUGCAGGGUCAGUCUAGUAGGAACAGAAAGAGCCCUAUAUCAAAUAGCUUACCAUCUCACACAGCCAAGACUAGAGACAAAGAUAUAGGAAAUGGGAGCAAUACCAAGUUUGAAAAGUUUGGGACAAUGGACUCAGUGUUGAAUGAGAUUCCGAUGUUGGUGCCAUCUGGUGAAAUUAGUUUGAAUCAAGAUGAUGACAUGGUUCCUUGGUUGAAUUAUCCUAUUGAUGAAUCUUUACAACAUGAAUACUGUUCAGAUUUCUUGCCUGAGUUGUCUGGAGUCACUGGAAAUGAUCUCUCCGCCCAGAAUAAUUUCACUUCGAUUGAUAAGAAAAGUAGCACCACUCAGUUUGAUAGAGACUUCAAUACCGAUUCAGUACAUAAUGAUGCAAGUUUAGAGCAUGGAAAUGUGUCAAAGAUUUCUUCAGUAGGAGAUGGUGAGGCUACGAGACCAAAGACUAGUACUAGUCAGUCAUACCAGUCGUCAUCCCAGCAAUGCCAAACCUCAUUUCCAUAUCCCAGAUCAAGAGUUCCUGAUAAUAUUGGUAAUAGUAUGAAUAAUUCGACCCACAGUUCUGUUUUUGGUGAUUCUGCCCCUAGUUCAGCUGGCAGUUUUCCAGAUAUAAAGAUGCAGAGGCAAGAUCCAAGGAUGCCUUCCAAUAGCACCGGUUUGAUGAACUUUUCUCAUUUCCAACGACCUUCUGCUUUUUUUAAAUCUAAUCUUCAGAGUAUUGGUUUGCCUCAUGCUUCUGGUUUAUCAAGGAUAGAAACGAUGGGUAGUAAGGAUAAGGCGCCCGCUGCAAGUGGUACUAUAGAAUCGACAGUCAAUGAUUUGAGUAGUGGUUUAAGAAAAGGAGCAAGUUCCAUUUGCCACCCUGUGGUUGCAUGUCCUAAAACUGAUGUAAAACCAUCUGAAGCUAAGCCACCUGAGGAACCAGUUGUUGCUGAAUCUUGUGAGGUAGACCAAGAAGAGGCAUCAAAGAAUGAUAAUAACCAUAAUCAAGUUCUUGCCGAAAGUGCAACUAAAGGACUGUUGGACAGUGAGAAGACUACAGAGCCUGUAGUUGCUGCUGCUUCUCUGUGUUCAGGGAGCAGUGUAGAGAGAGCUUCAGAUGAUCCAACACAUAAUUUGAAAAGAAAACAUUGUGACACUGAGGAUCCUGAAUGUCCUAAUGAGGAUAUUGAAGAAGAAUCAGUGGGUGUAAAGAAAACAGUCUCCACUCGAGUGGGUACUGGCUCUAAGAGAAGCCGAGCUGCAGAAGUUCAUAAUUUAUCCGAAAGGAGGCGAAGGGAUAGGAUUAAUGAAAAGAUGCGUGCUUUACAAGAGCUUAUACCAAACUGUAAUAAGGUGGACAAAGCUUCAAUGCUUGAUGAGGCCAUUGAGUAUCUGAAAUCACUUCAACUCCAAGUUCAAAUUAUGUCAGUGGGAGCUGGUUUGUAUAUGCCACCAAUGGCGUUUCCAUCAGCAGCGCAACAAAUGCAUGCAGCUCAUAUGGCUCAUUACUUACAGAUGGGUAUUGCAAUGGGAAUGAGUGCUGGUUAUGGAAUUGGUAUGCCCAAUAUGAAUGGUGGAUCUUCUGGUUAUCCUAUGGUUCAGGUGCCUCCAUUGCAUGGAGCACAUUUUCCAGGCCUGCCAGUGCCAGGACCCACUGCUUUACAUGGGAUGGCAGGAUCUAACUUCCAGCUGUUUGGGCUUCAUGGUCAAGGACAUCCCGUCUCAAUGUCACAUGCACCCUUUCCUUUAUCAGGAGGGCCUAUUAUGAAGUCAGCCAUGGGACUGAAUGCCUGUGGCACAGUAGGUCCUCUGGAUAAUUUGGAUUCAGCUAGAGGUUCAACCUCAAAGGAUCUGAUCGAGAACAACAGUUCUCAAGUAAUGCAGUAUGUCAUUACUGAUAGUUCAAUGAAUCAAACAUUGCAAAAUAGCACUACCAGUAGUUCAAUGAAUAAGACAUUGCAAAACACCACCACCAAUAGUUCAAUGAAUCAGAUAUCUAAUCAGUGUCAAGCAACAAAUGGAAGAUUAGGACAGCGUACUGUGGUGCAAGAUAAUAGUCAAACCUCAGAAGGUACUGGCCAUGGGGCUUUAGGUUCUCCAAACAAAAAUGAUAAUGUACCUAAUAGAGCAGCCUGUUUUGAAUGACAGCUAGUUCUGAAAAUUUUGAUUAAAUGAGAGAAAUCCGAUUUAGCUGGUAUCUCAACAAUAACCAUUUGAACUCUAAUUACAGGACAGAACAACAACAAUUUGCACAGAUUUUGGUAUGUUGAGGAUCCUCAAAAUGCUCUCCUUUGCAUGUACAUUCAUUUGUUUACAUGACACAUGAAAUAAUGCGAUGUCAAAGAGUAGAAUAUGUACCUCAACAGCAUUUAUUGGAAUGUUUUUUCUUUGUAGAUAUUGAGUAACAUUCUUUGAAUUGUUAAGUCAUAGUAAUUUUCCAGU
Mangifera indica (mango) is the source of this 3318-nucleotide messenger RNA. RefSeq names its product transcription factor PIF3-like. Bases 883 to 3021 code for a protein of 712 amino acids. Gene Ontology annotation, molecular function: DNA-binding transcription factor activity; protein dimerization activity. Gene Ontology annotation, biological process: regulation of DNA-templated transcription. The record is from RefSeq and is a predicted model, not a curated record. Lineage: Eukaryota; Viridiplantae; Streptophyta; Magnoliopsida; Sapindales; Anacardiaceae. The transcript is spliced from 8 exons.